AUGGUAGAAAAUGGCGGGAUGAGAAGGUUUCACAGUAGACAUGUGCUUUACUCUAUUAAACAACUCUGCUUCACAACAACUAGCAAAAGAAACACAACCCAUCAAAAACAGUCCCUUCUCCGCUUCAAGUCCUCCUUUAUCGAUGCCUACAACACCUCAGACCCAUCACUUUUGGACUUGGGGUCUUGGGACUCCACUUCUGAUUGCUGUGCAUGGAAUAGAGUUGUUUGCGGUUCCCAUUCACGUAGCAUAGUAGCUCUAAACCUUAGCGAUAUUUAUACUCAACUACAACACUAUAGUAUCAAUCCAAAUAUCUUAGACCCCAUUUAUAGCAUCACAUCUUUAUCGCUUCUUAAUAUCUCUUAUAACUUUAUAGGAGGGGAAAUUUCAGGCAAAGGAUUGGCUAAUCUCACGAAACUAGUUCACCUUGACAUGAGUUCGAAUGAGUUUAACGGCACAAUUCCAGCACAAGUUUUCCAGUUGAGGAAUCUGCAAUUUCAUGAUUUAUCUUAUAAUUCACUGAAGGGUGGUUUAAGUAGUGAAGUUGGCAAGCUUGGAAAUUUGAGGACUCUAAAGUUGGAAGAGAAUCGGCUUGAUGGAUAUGUUCCUGUGCAGAUUGGAAAUCUGACAAAGUUGCAACACUUUUCUAUCAAUUACAACAAAUUUUCGGGGCGUAUUCCAGAUUCAAUAGGGUAUUUGAAGGGAUUGGAAAGAUUAUACAUGAGCGAAAACAGUUUCAGUGGUUUAAUACCUCCAUCAAUAAGUAACUUGAUCAGGUUGGAAACACUUCUCUUGGAAAAUAAUAGGCUUUCUGGAGAAAUCCCUUCAAGUUUGUUUGACAUAGAGAGUCUCAAGAUCUUAAAUCUUGGAGGAAACACAUUAACUUGGAAUAACAAUGUCAAAAUAGUUCCCAAGUGUAUGCUUUCUCAACUCUCUCUCAAAUCAUGCAAAUUUUCUGUAGACAUUCCGGAAUGGAUUUCCACUCAGAAAAAUCUUGAUAUUAUCGAUCUGAGCGACUGUAAUUUGACAGGAAUAUUUCCUAUUUGGCUUGCUGAAAUGGAAGUUAAAAGUAUACUUCUGUCGCGUAACAAGCUUACUGGUGCAAUACCAUCUCGCCUUUUUCAAUCUGCGAGUUUAUCCAUUCUAGCUCUUUCAAAAACCAAUUUUUCAGGAGAGUUGCCAAAAAAUAUAGGUGAUGCUAAUAACAUCAAGGUACUUAUGCUGUCUGCAAACAGUUUUUCCGGGGCCAUUCCAAGAUCCAUUGCUGAUAUCCCUCAACUAAUGCUAUUAGACUUGUCAAGAAACAAAUUAUCUGGCAACACGUUCCCAGUUUUUGAUCCUGCAGAUUGCUCACUCAUUUAUGUUGAUUUGUCCUCUAAUGAACUUUCAGGUGACAUUCCUGUGUCAUUUUGCGGAGGAACCAGUAUUCUUGCACUGGGGGGAAAUAAGUUUUCUGGUAUGUUGCCUAGGAAACUCACAAAUAUGAUAAUGCUUGAAUAUCUUGAUCUCCAUGACAACAACAUUACAGGUAAUUUGCCAGAAUUUCUUUCCCAGCUAUCCUACCUUCAAGUUCUUAGUCUACGUAACAAUUCUCUACAUGGCUCACUACCAACCAAGUUGUUCUCCAACCAAAGUAGCCUCAAAAUCCUUGAUCUCUCAAUCAACAAUCUUGUUGGAAAUGUCCCAUCGGAGUUGGAAAAUCUAUUUGGAGGUUGGGCUUUAUAUGCAAGUGGACCUGAUAUUGAUAAUGAAAUGGAGCUGAGCUGGACUGAGGGCACGAUUAGAUCCUACAGGGGCAUGUUCACUUUUACAAUAGAAAUCAAUGACCUUACAGUGAAUUGGAAGAAUGCUAUACAAGGUCUCUCAAGUCAUAACCAGCAGUUCUAUUCUUUGCUAGACUUGUCGAAGAAUAAGCUCUCCGGUAUUAUUCCAGCUUCAUUAGGAAAGCUCAAGUAUCUAAAGCUACUGAACAUCUCCAACAACAGGCUCUCUGGAUGUAUACCACAAAGUUUUGGGGAUCUUGAGAGUAUAGAAACAUUGGACCUAUCCAACAACAAUAUUUCUGGUACAAUUCCAAAGUCAUUUAUGAAGUUAGAUGAACUCUCUGUGUUAGAUGUGAGCAACAACAAGCUAAGUGGUGAAAUCCCGCGGGGUGGACAAAUGGACACGAUGAAUGAUCCGAGUUAUUUUGCUAACAACAGUGGGUUAUGUGGCAUGCAGAUCAGGGUGAAAUGUUCAAAAGACGAGCCACCACCAGAUGAUGGACAAGAAGAGGAUGACCUUGAUGAAAAAGAGGAAUGGUUCUUGUGGACAGGAGUGUGGAUUGGAUUCCCACUGGGCUUGAUUUCAUCAGUAUUAACAGCAUUUCUUGGUGGGUAUUUUGUUAUACCGAUAACAAAGUACCACUCGAUUCACUAUAGGCAAAGAUGA
Molecule: messenger RNA, 2430 nt
Organism: Daucus carota subsp. sativus
Lineage: Eukaryota; Viridiplantae; Streptophyta; Magnoliopsida; Apiales; Apiaceae
Product: receptor-like protein 46
Exons: 3
Coding region: 1-2430 (809 amino acids)
Molecular function (GO): protein binding
Source: RefSeq, a predicted model, not a curated record